AUGGAGAAGGAUCAGGGUGUGUCCUGUAAGGCAGGACCUGGCCAGCUCCUCAAAAAGAGGCAGAAAAGGGUGUCACAUUGCUUGAGCAGAAGAACGUUUUUUGGGUACCCUCAGACUAAAGCAGGUUCUGGCCUGGCCCGGGACACUAAAGGUGUUUGUUUGAGGUUCUGCAGACCACGAAGUUCUACAGCAGCUGCUGACACAUCUGGAGAAGACACCUUACUCAAGUGGGGCCUUUUCCUGGUCCCUCUGACUGCCUUCUGUCUUGGCACCUGGCAGGUUCGGCGCCGAAAGUGGAAAUUAGAUUUGAUUGCACAACUGGCAUCAAGAAUCACAUCAGAGCCCAUCCCUCUGACAUUAGACCCCAUAGAACUGAGGGAACUGGAGUACAGACCUGUCAGGGUCCGAGGGCAUUUUGACCACUCCAAGGAGCUCUACAUUUUGCCACGGUCACUGGUGGACCCCGAGCGAGAAGCCAGAGAAGCUGGGAGGCUGACAUCCCACCCAGAGCACGGGGCAAAUGUCAUCACUCCUUUCUACUGCACGGAGCUGGGGGUCACCAUUUUAGUCAACCGAGGAUUUGUGCCCAAGAAGAAGCUGAAUCCAGAGACCCGGCUGAAGGGACAGAUUGAAGAUGAAAUUGACCUGACAGGGGUGGUGAGGUUAUCAGAAACCCGGAAACCUUUUGUGCCUGAAAACAACAUUGAGCAAAACCGCUGGCACUACCGUGACCUGGAGGCCAUGGCCAAGGUGACGGGGGCUGAGCCCGUCUUCCUCGAUGCAGAUUUCAGGAGCACAGUCCCAGGGGGGCCCAUCGGAGGGCAGACAAGAGUGAGCCUGAGGAACGAGCACAUGCAGUACAUCAUCACCUGGUAUGGCCUGUGUGCUGCAACUUCAUUCUUGUGGUACAGAAAAUUUAUACAGAAGAUACCCCUGUGAGGGGAA
Molecule: messenger RNA, 945 nt
Organism: Chaetura pelagica (chimney swift)
Lineage: Eukaryota; Metazoa; Chordata; Aves; Apodiformes; Apodidae
Gene: SURF1
Product: surfeit 1
Exons: 9
Coding region: 1-939 (312 amino acids)
Biological process (GO): mitochondrial respiratory chain complex IV assembly
Cellular component (GO): mitochondrion; membrane
Source: RefSeq, a predicted model, not a curated record